Laccaria bicolor S238N-H82 is the source of this 1131-nucleotide messenger RNA. RefSeq lists its product as uncharacterized. NCBI's taxonomy places the organism in Eukaryota, Fungi, Basidiomycota, Agaricomycetes, Agaricales, Hydnangiaceae. The coding region runs from base 1 to 1131 and encodes 376 amino acids. The record is from RefSeq and is a predicted model, not a curated record. The transcript is spliced from 9 exons.
AUGGAUGUUGGUGCAUUCUUUUUGCACACCACUGUAGCUGGAGUACAGGUAUUGAACAACAACUUCCACAACCCAGCCACCGGCCAAUUGCAUCGAUUCAACGCCCUCGUAUCUCCGAUCCGCGGUGGGUCAUCCUUCGGAACCAAUCGAGCAAUUGUUCCUAUGAAUACAGAUUACAUUACUGCCAGCGGGAAACAACCUCCAACGCUGCUACACACUGCAUCCAAUGUUAUACCCGUACCAUUGCUAAAAGAGGCGGUUCAAGUUGCGCUCAAAAUCAUUGAACUAUCCGAGGACGUCGAAGGCAGCAAGAAGGCAUUUGUGAAUGCCAUGAAGUGCGUGGAAGGGGACAUCAGAGAAUUACUGAGGUUUGUCUUCUUUGCAUCUGGUUUGAGAACGUCUAAUGAUCUUGUAGCACUCUCAGGACAGGAUCUUAAGAAAACAGCAACGAAUGCCUCUUAUGCCCAGAUGUUCCACGGAUGCAAAGAGACGCCAUGGAACGCGCCGGGUGGAACGCUGAAACAUGUCUUCAUCCUCAUCACCAUGCGCGGAAUCCAACCUUUCGGCGACAAGGUCAUUACUUUGCAGUCGAGAGUCAUUCAACCUAUCGACAAAGACGCACGCAUGUGUAUCUUCCACGACAUCAACCUGGAUUCGGAGAACGACCCGGAUUUCAAGGUGUCGUUGGCCACUUUGGGACACAAGCCUUUCGCCGUCACCCUGAUCCCAGCAAAUCUCGGCAAACAAGGGCAGCCAACGGCGAGAGUUGUUGAAUCAGGAACGACGAAUGAGGACCUCUCCUGGUGGGCACUGACUCUCGAUGUAUCUAUGAUUCCCUCUGCCAUUGCCGGCCUAUUUAUUAGCUGCAGCUCUACUGCUCAAGAAACCCCAGCAAUCCACCAUGACCCCGUCCUCUUUGGACUACCUCCUGUUCAACCGUUCAUGCAGCGGCAUAGCAGAAAUAACGCACGCCGUUACGCCGACUCGCGAUUCCUUGUCAAUGCACAAGAUCUCACAGCUGAAGGCACCAACAUCCAAUCUGUCCUUUUCAGCCGCUCACCCUCCCCCGAUUCAUCUGAAAAGACAAUCGAAGCGUUCAUUGCCCGCAGGUGGAAUUACUACGGCAUGUAG